GCUCAUCGACUCAAACACCGUCGUUUUCACUUCACAGCUUAUUAACGGAGUUUUAAGCAGCCUGUGUUCCUGUAAGCCUCAUCAAUGGCUGGGAUUGGGUUUCCGAACAUAAUCUCUCAAUGGGAUGCAUUGUGGAUGACUGGCUGUGGAUUUGGGAUAAAUUUGAGUCCGCUGGAUUUGGCUGCGUUUUAUUUGUCCUGUCAUUCAGCAGGCUUGUUUUAGCUGCGGUACACAGUACGGAGAAACAAGUACGGAGAAACAAAACAUCAAAGCCAAGGCUUCAAUGUUACCAGGAAUUUAUAGAGAGUAUGACGCCUUAACUUCAGACAGAGGCUAAUCAGUUUUGUUCCUGUAUCUUCUCUCUGGUUGUGAUGGACUCCCAUCAUGAUUAAAUACUGAAACUUCAAUAUCAUCAACAACAAACAACAACAAAAGAGAGUGAAAUUAUCAUUGUCAUUGACACUAACAGGCAGCUGUGUGACAGCUGUGACAUUAAUAACAUCAUCUUCAAUUUUUCAAUGGCUGACAAGCAGAUCAGUCUGUCGGCCAAACUCAUCAACGGAGGUAUAGCCGGAUUGAUCGGCGUUACUUGCGUGUUUCCUAUUGACCUGGCAAAAACACGCCUCCAAAACCAGCGAAACGGAUCUCGCAUCUACACUAGCAUGUCUGACUGCCUCUUAAAAACCAUCCGAUCAGAAGGGUUAUUUGGAAUCUAUAGAGGCGCUGCGGUUAAUCUGACGCUGGUAACCCCAGAAAAGGCCAUCAAGCUUGCCGCCAAUGACUUUUUUAGACAUCAGCUCUCCAAAGAUGGGCAGACGUUGACUCUGGUUAGAGAAAUGUUAGCUGGAGGCGGGGCGGGUACCUGCCAGGUGAUCGUAACGACUCCUAUGGAGAUGCUAAAGAUCCAGAUGCAAGAUGCCGGCAGAAUAGAGGCCCAGAGGAAGCUGAUUGGCCAGCGGUGCGGAGGAGGCGGGGUCAAAGUCAGCCUCGUUCAGGUGAAAUCUCUCACCGCCCUCCAGCUCUCUAGAGAUCUGCUGAAGGACAAAGGCAUCGCUGGUCUAUAUAAGGGACUGGGGGCCACUCUGUUAAGGGAUGUGCCCUUUUCCAUCAUUUACUUCCCACUGUUUGCUAACCUGAACAGCCUGGGCAGCAGGAACGCUGAUGGUUCGGCUCCGUUCUACAUCUCAUUCCUGUCCGGCUGUCUCGCAGGCUGCACUGCCGCUGUUGCUGUCAACCCUGUGGACGUGAUAAAGACCAGGCUUCAGUCUAUGACCCGUGGAUCUCAAGAAGACAUGUACAGUGGAGUAAAAGACUGUAUCAGUAAGAUUCUUCGUAGCGAGGGUCCCGCUGCGUUCCUGAAGGGGGCGUACUGUCGCGCACUGGUCAUCGCUCCACUUUUCGGCAUCGCUCAGGUGGUUUACUUCCUCGGAGCUGGUGAAUUUGUUCUCAGCCUUCUGCCGGUACAGAAACACUGAAUCCCUACUGUGUUUGUAAGUGCUGAUCUCUGAUCAGCUAUCUGCAUUCAAACAAACAUCUUAGAUGUUAAGUCAUCCGAUUUUACUGUACGUAUAUCAGCAUUUUCAUCAGAAAGGUACAAACAAUACUGGAAUCCAUAACGUUUGCCUCUCUACCGCCAUCUCUGUUUGAAAGAUAAAAUUGCAGGAUACUUUACAUGUUUAUCUUUACGUGACGUCAAACUGACAUUUGCUGUGAAUUCAUACUCGACAGCUCAAAUGAUAAAUCAUUAUUGUGCGCUGAUCAUUGCGAAUCAGGGUAAGGUUAGGAGACCGUUUUGAUCACAGAUUGUUUAGUUGCUCAGUAACUGAUUUUUGUUCAUUCUUAACCAAACAUAGGUACAGAUCUUUAGGUUGAAAGUUUAGGCAGUGUGUCAAAAUCUAAAUCAAACAUAAAAAAUGAGCUAAAUACAUGGAGUAAAAGCUCAUUUACACUUGUGUAUGUGGAUUUUCUUUUAAUUGAAUUUCAUCCCUCAAUUUUUUCGAAGUAACCUGUUUAAUCAGUUUUCUCAGUGAUUAGGUAACGUCUUAAAUCUUGUUUGAUAUGUAAUGAUCGAAUAUGCACUUUAAUCGUCUGAAUGGAGCCUUAUUUCAAAGUACAAAUGCACUCUUUAAAAGUGCUUCAUUGUACCUUUUUUGGCUGAACCUUUAACAUCUGAAGAACAUUUCUGUUUCACUAAAGGUUGUGGUUAAAAAACCUCUUUAGGUUUUAAAAAGUAAAAAGAAAUGGUUUACUGAGACAUGGUUCCGUGGGGUAAUCAAUAAUGGUGCUUCUAUGAAGAACCUUUUGUCGCUCCUUUUUUGUACUGUUGACUGUACAUGACAUAAAAAUGCAUGAGCAAAGUACAAUUUCUCAUAAUCCUUGUGUUUUAUUACUAUAUUUAAGUAAGUCCACCGUUUGUAUCAGUAGAGCUGGACUGUUUUAAUACUCUAGAUUCAUGUCUGUGUUCAUGAAAAAAAGGAAGUGCUGCAAACCAUAAAGACAAUCGUGCAUGAAGAACUGUUGUUCCAGGUGUGGCUUCAUGUUGUAAUGUUUUUUCAUUGUUGUUAUCCUCCUAGUCCUGUGACUAUGUGGGUCCCAUAACUCAUGCACAUUUAUCAACAAAUAUUCAGACUCGUAUACACUAUGUUUCAAGAGAAAUAAUCAAAUAUAUGUUGUCCAUCAUGUCAUAUCCUAUCAUGAAACACAUUUGUUUGAUCUAUUUAUGAAUCUUUGUAUUAUAACUGUUUUCACAACAUUUAUAUCAUUAAUUGUUCAUUAUAUAAUGGGAAAAGGAGAUUUUCUUUUUGAAAUAUCUUUCGUCUCUUUCGUCACGCUGAAACAUAAAGUCUCCAAAAUUCAUGUCUGGGACUGUAUGUUAUUAGUAUUUGGGAACAGAUCGCAUUGAGCCGUGGUUUUGAGAAUGUCAAUUCAAGUGGAUGUGGCACGUGUGUCUGUCACUUGAUGUGGAUUCAUCUCCAGUGUACUGUCCAAAAAGCAGCGAUGCCACUCGCUAGGUUUUAGCAGAAAAAAAGAGAAAAAAAACUCGCUGGGUUUUAUUUUUGAGAUCUGUGGCCCAGCACACAUGCUGCUAAGCACUCAAGCAGACGGAGAGAAGCAGUAGAAAAGCAUUGAUUGCGGGGCAGGUGAUUGUAUCUGCGGGGGCUUUUGAUCAUGUUUAGUAUUCUGACCACAGAGCCACCUUUCAUAGCAGACUUUAAUAGCCUUCCCAUCGUACUGUCCAAAGAGACAUCUUUGGUCACUAUUUUCAUCCUCUCUCUCUCGUGUCAUAUCUCGGCUGUAAUCAAACUCUCAUCUCUGAGAAAUGUUUGUUUCCCACCGUCAUUGAUUCCUGCGUGUUUUGCUGUGCCGAGACUAUCACUGCAUUAGACGGAAUUGUUGGUGUCGCAAACGUAUUCUAAAAGAUCCGUUUCAUCUCGAUAUCAUAGCUCCAAGAUGGCCGUGCUCGUCGGGGCUCUGAUUGCAAACUCGCAGAAAUAACACAGAGCCGGCGGACAAGACACGAGGAGCACGCCGGCUCUAAUAACUCUGCCAGUGUUUUUGGUGCCUCCGGGAAUAUGUGUCCACCAUCUAGAUUCUCUUCAGAUUUGACUAUUCUGCGUUGUGCUCAUAAUGAAGGGAGGCUGAGCUUUUUAUGUGCGGCCAGAGAAGCUGCUUUCUAACCCAGAUCCAAAAUUGAUGUGUGGAGCUGUGGGGUUUACAUUGACAUGAGGGCUGCGUAUGUGCGGCUUUGUUGUGAAAGACACGUACCAUGGUUACGAUUGUGUGUGCCAUCGUAUGGAUACACGAAUGUGCUUUUGGGAAGGAAUUUUAAAAAGUAUUCAACUUCGCUAUGUACUGCAACUCAGAUCAGAUGAACGAGCUGUCUCAUAAGCUUCAGAGCUCUCCAGGGGCGGACUGGCCAUCUGGCGUACCGGGCGUUUUCCCGGUGGGCCGCUAACGUAUGGGGCCGGAACGGACGCAUUUGCUGCUAAUGUAUGAGGCCGUAACGGAGGCGGUGGCCGCUAACGUAUGGGGCCGGAACGGAGGCGGUGGCCGCUAACGUAUGGGGCCGUAACGGAGACGGUGGCCGCUAACGUAUGGGGCCGUAACGGAGGCGUUGGCCGCUUAGACGGACGUAUUAUAAAUGCGAAUGCAUGCAACGCGAAUGCAAAAGACACGUAUGCAUGCACCCCCCCGCCCGUCGACAGAUUCGGUGGAGGGCCGAUGCGGGCCUAAAAAUGCCAGGGCUGAUUUUUCUUCCCAGGCCAGCCCUGGAGCUCUCCCAUCUUAUGUUAAAUGAACUUGUGUAACUCAGGGGUUCCCAAACUUUUCAGCCCGCGACCCCCAAAAUAACAGUGCCAGUGACUCGAGACCCCCACUAUCCUCGGAGGUGGUUUAAGUUAGUUAUACAAACAUUGAGCGCAAAUGAGCACACGCACCUAUUCUACCCAAACGCGCAUAAUGACAACACAAAAGAGCACAGUCUAACAUAAUAUUAUUUUAUAGUUAAUUACUCAUUACGUUACUUGUUGUUAUACAUAAACUAUGAACUAUUACUACAGAUGGACGAAUUUGUGGAUGUGCCUCUUUUCGUAAAUGAGGACGAUGGCCCCUCUGACUGCGGCGCUUCUACGCCCUCCUCCGCUGGCCUCCCUGCGUUAUCUUUGGUCGAUAUUUAUCAACAUUUCAUUUUGACAAAUAACAAUAUUCUAAACUUAAAGCCUGAAAAAUAAUCUGUGUGCACAUGGAACUGUUUAACGUGGCGCUGUAAAUUGACUUGCUGCACCUAAUGCGGUUGCUAAUGUCGUUAAUGUGACGUAAUUACAUCAGGGGUCACGAUCGAGGGGGAGGAAAUUCCUAAGGCUGAUGGCUUUUCAUUUGCCUGGUUUUAUUUUUAACUCAACUAAUAUUUUUAUAUUUUGUUACACUUAUUGAUUACAUACGCUAUUUUCUAAUAAAAAAAAAAGAUUUCUGGAAAUCAUCUUGCGACCCCCUCUUUGGGAACCCCUGGUUUAACUAUGUGAUGUGCAGCGUGAGGAAGGUGAAGCGGGAGAUCAAGGCUGAAAAAUUACCCAGACCCUCAUGCUUGAUUACCCAUGAAAACAGUGCCAGAUGAAAGGCACGCUUGUUGACUUGAGUUCAGAAGAGACCAGCGAGGCAGCUUAAUGAAAAUUUACCUCAAAGAGAGAGACGAGGAUUCAAAAUAUAGCAAGCUAUGUUGUCUACAUAGGCAGCAGCCUUCUAAGACAACAUCCUAGAGACACGAUUCAGAAUUGAUUUCAGUUUCACACAGUUGAAGUUUUGCUUGACAUCUUGGAAAUCCCAUAUCCCAUAUAUGAAAUCUCAUAUUCCCUGAUAUCGUCACUGUCCUUUCAAAAUCUGGGCUGUCCAAAUUCGCUGUUUUUAAGGAAAUGGUAGAAACACUGUACUUUUUAAAGAAUAAUUGGGUCAUUCUCGCCACUGAAACAAAAUGGCAGUAAAGAUUUGAAUUAGAAACCAUAUAAUUUGGUAACAUAAAAAUGAUUAUAAUAAACAUAAUUGUGUUCUCUACUUUGCACAAGGCAUAAUUUUAACAUGGGAAUGAAUUAUUGAUGUAUUUUAUUGCUUUUUCUGCUAAAAUUCCCAUUACCGUAAUGCGUCUGAUUUGUCUGAGUGCAUUAUAUUGUUUUAAUUGUAACAGAGUAAAAUUGUAAUAUUGUGAAAAACAAUUGGAUGUUCUACUAGAUGUUCUCAAAUUACAAAAUAAGUGUCCAUGACUGAUAUUCUCAUCCUCCGUAACAUUUUUAAAGGACUGUUUACACACACACACAUUCACAAGAUAUUUACAUUAAAGGAGUAGUUCACUUUAAAAUAAGCCCCCAUUGACUUUCCAUAGUAGGAAUAAAAAUGACUAUGGAAAGUCAAUGGGGGCUUAUUUUGAAGUGACUACUCCUUUAAGUUUGAUUUUAUGUGAAGAAACACAUCUACCAGAACCUUUCAAAUGGCUACCAGAUUAACAGAUUACUUUAUAUUUCUCUAGUUAAAAAAGUAAUAUUCUCUUGUUUUGCUGUGUGUGUACACAGCUUUUUUCAUUCUCAUUACCG
Triplophysa rosa is the source of this 6080-nucleotide messenger RNA. It is a transcript of the gene slc25a22b, whose product is annotated as solute carrier family 25 member 22b. NCBI's taxonomy places the organism in Eukaryota, Metazoa, Chordata, Actinopteri, Cypriniformes, Nemacheilidae. Gene Ontology annotation, biological process: L-glutamate transmembrane transport; aspartate transmembrane transport; malate-aspartate shuttle. The record is from RefSeq and is a predicted model, not a curated record. The transcript is spliced from 12 exons. The coding region runs from base 519 to 1475 and encodes 318 amino acids. Gene Ontology annotation, molecular function: L-aspartate transmembrane transporter activity; L-glutamate transmembrane transporter activity.